CGUUAAUAAAAACGAGCAGAAAAUAGCUCAUCAGUGAGAGUGAACUGACUCAGACCGUUAGCUCAGCUUCUGCAUUUCAGGACUUAGUAACUGUGUGUGUAGGCUAAAUAGGGAUAGAAAGUGUGUAUUUCUCCAAAGAUCUUUGACUAAUUUGAUUAGAUAAAAGAAUGCAUGAAGUUUUUUGUAUUUUUAUUUUCUGUAUUAGUCAGUAAUAAAGUCAGUAUUAGUUAGUUUAGUAACUUAGAAAAUCACGUGUAGGAGCGUGUUGAAGGGAGCAGUGAUCUGAAAAGGCCACUGAGAGUUUGCCUUCAUCCAGAGCUCCUCAGCAGAGAUUCAGCGUUUAGAUUCAGUUGGUGGAUAAGUGAGUAGAUUAGUAAAGGUGUGUGGUGGUAAAAGCAGUACCAGCUUGCUCCUAAAAUAACUUGGUGAGAGAGCGGAGUGUGUUUUCUUCAGAUCCCUCUCUCUCUCUCUUUUUCUGUGUGUGUUGACGCUGCGUCCCCUGCUUUGGACUUGCAGAAGAGCUUGAGGUGGCUACAGCUCUCUCCCCUCAGCAGAGAGACAAAACAGCUUCAGCCCGGUGACAACAUGGAAUAAACAUGGCCCACAAGAAGAGCCUAUUUAUUGAAGCUCUAGAUAGAUCAGAGGCCAAGAGAGAUGGAGGGUUCAAGCAGAGCUGGAGUUUUUCUCUCUCUGAUGACAGUGAAGAGGAGAGGAGAAAUGACACUUCCCUGGUGACCAUGGAUCAAGUGGGUGGUCGGCAGGAACUUUCCCCUGAAGGGAUGAAGGCUCCCCCUCUGAGGCACUUUGGUCCUAUAGAGAUGAAAACGUAUGAAAGACGGCAAAAUCAUUUCAAGACCUUCAACAGAAUGGGAACAGGAAAGCCCAGUGAAGCACCACACCCAGUGGCAAUCUCCCCACUGCCCAACAGAACAAAUUAUUUAAUUGUCAGUCCAGCACCCUCCCAAGGCGUUGUAGUUCAAGGGAGACUGUUUCAGCACACUCAUCUUCCCAGUCCUGUUAGGAAGCCUGUCCAAAGCAGCCUUGACUUAAAAGAAAGACCUGACUUCACCACUCAGCCAAUCCAAAGAGUAGAAUUAGACAACAUUAUUCUCACCUGUCCAGAGAUAUCAGACUCAGAGAAUCAGACCUUUAAGAGGUGCAUCCAGCAGAAACGGCGGCCAGUGUUUGACGGCAUGGGCACAGUUGCUACUUCUGGCACAACAUUGGAGCCAGAUGAGUACUUCACAGUUUGUGGAAAUUGCGGCCAGCAAAGUGAAGACCACAUCAAGUGUGAAAACUGUGGGAGUCGCUUGCCUACAGAGAAUCACGCCCUCCCUACCAUUCAGUCCUCUCCUGCCCCUCGACCCCCCAUUCAUUCCCAGCCAUCCCCUGGCCCUACCAACAUGCAGCUCAGCAAGAGCUUUUAUGGCCCUGCCUCAGGUGGGCGCUCUCCCCAAGUGGACAUUGUCAUGAACCCACCGGCACGAAUCACACGGACGAACCUGCUGCUACCACACAAUGGAAGGCCCGCUGCAGCCACAGCGGGAAACUCUGCAUCAUAUGAAGCCAAGCUAAUGAAAGGCAAGAGACAGCCUCUCGCCAAGCAACUUGAAAUCAGUGACCCAAUUGUGCUGUCCAGUGAUGAAGACGAGGAGGCAGAUAAUGCCAGUACAGGCAGCGUCAACAGGCUGGAUAGCAUCUCUCCAAGGCCUGCUGACUCUGCCCAUUCGUCUCCGGCACCCUCUGGUGGUAGGGUGGAAGCUGCGGUUAAAGGAGUUGUAGAACAUGAGGAGCAUGCGUGUGAAUUCUUCACAGACAUGGACCACAGAAAUGUAGCACCCAGGAGAAACCGCAUGAAGGAUCCAUUUGGGAAUGCUUUAUGUGAGGACCCAUCUCCAUCUAAGAAGCGCAAAGUGGGCCAGCCACCAAAACUGGAGAGCAUUAUUCUGGAGUGCAGGAGUGUACGGAUAGGAAGUCUUCGCAGGAUGGUGACCAAACCAGUCAUUUUCACUGUAGAGUACAUACAGCUUGAAACAGAGGGUCAAGAAGUAGAUGUGCUAGAGAAGGUGCGUCUAAAGUCGUCUGAGCUGACGCUGUGCGAGUGGUGCUGUGUGAGGAAAUUGCCAGUCAUCUUCUUCCAGACAAGUGACAGCGAGUGCCAGAGGCUACGCACCCAGCUACAGAUGUCCCAGGAGAACGGAGGCUUGUGGUACGACUGCAGUGGCAAAAACCUGGAUGAGAAAUACAUAGUGUUGAUAUUUGAAAAUGGCCUUUCAAUGCAAGAGCAAAUGAUUCUGGAAGACAUUCUGCGUGAAAUUGCAAGAAACAACAACAUCUCUGGCUUUCCUAAGAGACUAUCCUUUGAUGAGGCCAAUGUUAGACUGGUUCAGUAUAACAAAGCAACAAAAGAAAAGGAAAAGGCAAAAGAGCAGAAAGCGAAAUUGGUUUCGACUUCAACAACGACAACAACAACUGCAGCAACUAUAACCGCCUCAGCCAACACUGCGACAGCAACGGUCACUACAGAAACAGCAACAGCAGUAACCCCGCCCCCCAGUGCGUCAACAGAAACGACGAUCAGGACGCGGGCGUCAAGACAGCUCCUUGCAUUCUACGAUGAAGAAGAUGAUGAUGAUAUGGCAGAACUUCAUCCUACAUUCACAGGCCCAGUCAUAAAGUUAAUAGUGUAUCCCCCUCCGCCUGCUAAAGGUGGAAUCUCUGUGACAAAUGAAGACCUUCACUGUUUAAACGAUGGAGAGUUCCUCAACGACGUCAUCAUCGACUUUUACUUAAAGUAUUUGUUUAUAGAGAAGUUGAAAAAGGAAGAUGCACUCAGAAGUCAUGUUUUCAGCUCCUUUUUUUACAAGAGACUCAACCAGAGAGAAAGGAGGAAUGCACAAGACAUAGCCAACUUACCGAUACAGAAAAGGAAACACAACCGGGUUAAAACAUGGACGCGGCAUGUGGAUCUUUUCCAGAAGGACUUCAUCUUUGUUCCCAUCAAUGAGUCGGCCCACUGGUAUCUAGCCGUGAUCUGCUUCCCAGGUCUAGAUGGAAUCCAGGUUGAACCGAACCCUCUGUACCAGGCUCAGCCCUCGUCCCAUUCCCGGACCAGUGUCCCAUCCUCAGCCCAGCUUGGGAACUCCUUCAUGGCAGAAGGAGGUCUAGAAGAGCCCUCCCCCCACACAGAGCCUAUCUCCUUCAGCAAGUUUGAGCUUAAUGCUGAGGAAGAGGCGCUUUCCGAGCACUCUGAGAGUCAGGCGAACCUGCCUCCCUGUGCACAUAGACCAUCGGAGCUUACCUGUGGCCCAGGGCACGGGAUAAAUGGACAGGUUCAGCCUCAUUACACAGAUGCUUUGCGCAGAAUCAGUGUGUGCUAUGGCAAUGAUGACACUGGAACCUUCUCUGAUGACCAGAGCUCAUGUCAUGAUGAAUGCAGUGAGGAUGGAACAUUGGUAGAUGACACUGGGGCUUCAGAGAACAUGGAGUGGACCUCUAAACCCACCAUAUGCAGACAACCCUGUAUUCUCAUCAUGGAUUCUUUGCGAGGCCCUGCCAGGUCAACAGUGGUGAAGACCUUGCGAGAGUAUCUGGAGGUGGAGUGGGAGGUGAAGAAGGGAUCACGGAGGAGUUUUGGGAAGGAAGUGAUGAAGGGCUCCAGCCCACGUGUGCCUCAGCAGGACAACUUCAGUGACUGCGGUGUUUAUGUCCUGCAGUACGUCGAGAGCUUCUUUGAGAAUCCUCUGCCAAGUUUUCAUCUCCCUAUGAACUUAUUGGACUGGUUUCCUCAGCAACGAAUGAAAACUAAACGUGACGAGAUCAAGGAUCUCAUCCUGAAGAUUCAAUCUCAACAGCAACUGGACAGGGAAAGUUCUGGGCUGGCAGAGGCCUGUGACAGUCCCUGUGAGGACUUGGACGUUGGAGACGCCUUAGAAUCGGCUGAUCUAAUUCCACCGAACAGCUCGUGAACUCUGCCCCAUGCUGCUAUGCUCUUACUAUGACGUGGUCCUGUUGGCCCCACUUCCUGCAGCGGCGGCGGCAAGUCAGGGCUCUCCGUGAUUGUACGCUGCUGGACGUUUCUGCCGUUACUUCUUCUGAGAACUGUUUCCGUUUUCUCCACCACACCCAGCCCCCUGCAUUAACAAAAGAGCAAGAACAAUUUUUAAUUUGUAUUAAAUAAACACGUGUACAUACUCUGGAAGGUUUUUUUGUUUGUUUUCUCUGUUGAUUUUUGGGGGUUUUAUUGCUGCCUUUGUGGAACUGACGUCUCCUCAUCUCACUUCUCACUCUUGCACCAUUUGUGGGGUUAUAGAAAAAAAAAAAAAGGAAAAAAAAUGUCCAUAAGAUGAUUUCAUGAAGAUGACAGAUGGCCUUGGUCACUUCGUAAGCCUGCAGGAUUCGCUACAGUACUGUCCAAUGUCCUGUUCCGUUUGUACUUCAACUCAUGCUUCUGACUGUAGAAAAGAAUUUGCUGUUUUUAGAUUGAAUAUCCAAAACAAUUUGGAUUUUUUUUUCUUUCUUUUUUUUUUUUUUUUAUAAACAUCUAAAUCCUCAUGGCAUAACACAGUUGCUAGUCAGUGCCUGUCGAAGCUUUGUACGAUGUGACCACAUGUAGGUGGACUUCAUUUUCGAUAUUAAACUAUUUGAGAUGCAAGAGUGCACAUCUGCCUUAGUUCCUACAAAUACAAGCAUUUGAAGUGUC
This is a messenger RNA of Astyanax mexicanus (Mexican tetra), 4702 nucleotides long. It is a transcript of the gene senp6a, whose product is annotated as SUMO specific peptidase 6a. Gene Ontology annotation, biological process: regulation of kinetochore assembly; regulation of spindle assembly; protein desumoylation. The record is from RefSeq and is a predicted model, not a curated record. The transcript is spliced from 24 exons. Gene Ontology annotation, cellular component: cytoplasm; nucleus. Gene Ontology annotation, molecular function: SUMO-specific endopeptidase activity. Lineage: Eukaryota; Metazoa; Chordata; Actinopteri; Characiformes; Acestrorhamphidae. The coding region runs from base 597 to 3968 and encodes 1123 amino acids.